AUGAGGAGAAGCAUGUGGGUACUUCAUUUUUGCAGUUGUAGGUAUCCAACCUUUUUGAAUGUUAUCAUUAGUGCAAUAAUGUCUUGCUAUUUCAAUAACUUGACUGCCAUGCUACUACACUAUUCGAGUCGCCGCAGUUGCGAUUUUCCAGUAUUACUGUAUUUUGAAGUCUCGGUAGGUAUCUAG
Messenger RNA from Spodoptera littoralis (African cotton leafworm), 186 nucleotides. The record is from the annotation of a GenBank genome assembly. NCBI's taxonomy places the organism in Eukaryota, Metazoa, Arthropoda, Insecta, Lepidoptera, Noctuidae.